Zophobas morio is the source of this 735-nucleotide messenger RNA. RefSeq names its product Golgi-associated plant pathogenesis-related protein 1-like. The record is from RefSeq and is a predicted model, not a curated record. The transcript is spliced from 2 exons. Lineage: Eukaryota; Metazoa; Arthropoda; Insecta; Coleoptera; Tenebrionidae. Bases 79 to 543 code for a protein of 154 amino acids.
ACUUCGAACAUGACAUUUCGGACUCUACAAAGUGACAAAAUCCAGACCAGUUUGCAACAAUCCCAAAACGACCAAUAAAUGUCUGCGCUGCGAAUAGACGAGUACCCAGGAUUUGCAAAGGAAGCCCUCUUGCUGCACAACGAGCUGCGGCAGAAGCACGGCGUGUCGGACCUCAUUUUAAACAAAGAGCUGUGCGGGAUGGCGCAAGAGUGGGCCGACCAGUGUGCCAAGAAAAAGAGCAUUGCGCAGCGGGGAGACCCAGAAUACGGCGAAAACGUUUUCUGUAGUGGCAAGAAGAAUGCUAGCGUUCAGGACGCUGUGACGGCUUGGUACGCGGAAGGGGAGAAAUUUCCCUACGGCACGGAGAACGUGAAGAAGAAGAAGUACCAGUUUACGCAGUUGGUGUGGAAGGAUACUACGGAUUUGGGUGUGGGGAUGGCCACUAGUGUUAACGGCAAAGUUUUCGUUAUUGCCAAUUACUAUCCGAAGGGGAACAUGCCGGGGACGUUUUCUGCGAACGUGGUCCAGGUGGUUGCCAAUUAGGGUGGUUGGGGCGGAUGAUGGUAGAAGGGGCAAUGGAACAUCUUUGAAAAUGGACUCUAUAAUUUGCUACUACAGUAUUGACUCAAAUGUGAACGUAUUCAGUAAAGGUUUUUCACUCUGUAAUGUUAAAUAAUGAAUUUGGAAAUUAUUUAAAUGGUGGAAUCUAUCGAAUUUUUUAGUAACUCAACUCUU